AGUUCAGCAGGCAACCCUGCAAAAUGGAACUGCUUUCACUGUGGGUAACUAAAUAGCUUCUGAUUCUCUGAAGACGUGGACCUGGGCCCACUCAGGCCAGAGGAGACGGCAAGGACCCAGGCCCUCUCAGGCCAGAGGAGACAGCCAGGACCCAGGCCCUCUCAGGCCAGAGGAGACAGCCAGAACCCAGGUCCUCUCAGGCCAGAGAAGACAGCCAGAACCCAGGCCCUCUCAGGCCAGAGGAGACACAGCCAGAGCCCAGAGGUGUUUUUUUUUUGGUUUUUGUUUUUGUUUUUGUUUUUUUAAUUAUUGAACUUGACCUUAUACCUGAAGAUGACAAACAGUUCAACGUUCUGUCCGGUUUACAGAGAUCUGGAACCAUUUACCUAUUUUUUUUAUUUAGUUUUCCUCAUUGGAAUUAUUGGAAGCUGUUUUGCCACGUGGGCCUUUAUACAGAAAACCACAAAUCACAGAUGUGUCAGCAUAUACUUAAUUAAUUUGCUUACAGCUGAUUUCCUGCUCACCCUGGCAUUACCAGUAAAAAUCGUUGUUGACUUGGGUGUGGCACCCUGGAAGCUAAGGAUAUUCCAUUGCCAAGUGACAGCCUGCCUCAUCUACAUCAAUAUGUACUUAUCGAUUAUCUUCUUAGCCUUUGUCAGCAUCGAUCGCUGUCUUCAGUUAACACACAGCUGCAAGAUAUACCGAAUACAAGAACCCGGGUUUGCCAAAAUGAUAUCCGCUGUCGUGUGGCUCAUGGUCCUGCUGAUCAUGGUGCCGAACAUGGUGAUUCCCAUCAAGGACAUCAAAGAAAAGUCGAAUGUAGGUUGCAUGGAGUUUAAGAAGGAGUUUGGAAGAAACUGGCAUUUGCUAACAAACUUCAUCUGUGUGGCAAUAUUUUUAAAUUUCUCAGUCAUCAUUUUGAUAUCCAACUUCCUUGUAAUCAGACAACUCUACAGAAAUAGAGACAAUACAAACUAUGCAAGUGUGAAAUCAGCUCUGCUCAACAUUCUCUUGGUGACAGCUAGUUACAUCAUAUGCUUUGUUCCUUACCACGCUGUCAGGAUCCCAUACACCCUCAGCCAGACAGAGGUCAUAUCUGAUUGCUCAACGAGGAUCGCACUCUUCAAAGCCAAAGAGGCCACACUGCUGCUGGCUGUGUCUAAUUUGUGUUUUGAUCCAAUCCUGUACUAUCAUCUGUCAAAAGCAUUUCGACUAAAGGUCACAGAGACUUUCGCCUCACCUAAAAAGACCAAGGGUCUGGAAGAAAGACUGAGAAGUGAGAAUGAUGUGUAAAACGCAGGCUUUGCACGUUAGUCCUUCUUCCCGACUGGACCAUAAAGCUGGUCACAUUUUUUUCAAAGAUAAAAGAAGAUGCUGAGAUAGAAGAAGAUGCUUAGGGAUAAGAGCCACCAAUAGCUAGUAAACAGGGUCUGGCUCAUGCAGGAAGUCCUUUCCUCAAUACUAGCCAACCCUGUGCUCUCACAGUUGCUGACACUCUUUAUCUAACAAAGCACACUGAACCAAGGCCAACUGAAAUGAUCAAAGUGAGGAGAGCCAUGGCAAAGACUCAGAGAUUCACUUCAAUUUCUGGAACAUUUAAUUUCUUCAUGAAAAUAUAUCAAAUAAUCUACAUCUAAGUUGCCGGGGAGCCCUUCAGCGAUAACCUUAAAGGUCUUCGGCAACCUAGAAGAAUAAAAGCAAAAUACCUGCAUCAUUUUUAAUUUAUAACUAUUGCCUUGAAAGGUAUUAAAUGCUCUUUAUUC
Molecule: messenger RNA, 1763 nt
Organism: Mus pahari (shrew mouse)
Lineage: Eukaryota; Metazoa; Chordata; Mammalia; Rodentia; Muridae
Gene: Gpr171
Product: G protein-coupled receptor 171
Exons: 2
Coding region: 334-1293 (319 amino acids)
Biological process (GO): G protein-coupled receptor signaling pathway
Cellular component (GO): membrane
Molecular function (GO): G protein-coupled purinergic nucleotide receptor activity
Source: RefSeq, a predicted model, not a curated record